UUUAAUCUUUUGUAAAUUGAUGGUUAUCAAAACGGCGCUUUAGUGCUACUUGGGGAGUGCCUUGAAACAUCAACUGGUAAUUGACGGUUAAUGAGAGUCGGAAAUUUUAUUUUCGACACAAAGGGGUGAUUUACAUUUGGGUACUUCCAUGAUGUCGAAUGCGGAUACUUAAAUAAAUCGCAAGGGAACGGAAGUGACGUGUACAAAAUUUCGCCGUAGUGUAGCAUUUAUGCAGUCCUUUGGUUAACAAAAAAUAGAUGCUCUUAAAUUCGCAGUGAUCUUAUUUUAACCUUGAAUGCUACAAUAACAACAGAAGCAUACAUAGCUUUCCUCACUGAUAGUCAGACCGCAAUCAAGGCUUUCAACUCUUUCCAGGUUCCAUCGAAACUGGUGCUGGAUUGUUGUGAUAAGCUAAAUAUACAUGGGAACAGAAUAAGCAGAAACCAGUUUGGAGCAUAAAGCAUCAGUGUUUUUAGCCGCAACCUACGACAAUAACUCGCGUUCCGUAGAAAGUGAGCACAUCAGAGUGUAAAAGCAUACUCAGUGAGAGCAACAACAAACCUUAUUACAUAGUCUACUCUACCUCCUGAAACUACUCGGCCUAACCGCAACCAUAUAAACAGCAACAUGGGAAAUCCGAUCUGGUUCAUUUUUUGGUUUUUAAUUUUCUGGUUCAUUUCUUUUUUUGUGGCUGGCUUGUCUGCAUUCUGCUACAUAAUACUCUAUGCGCUGGAAGUCGUCAUUCCUGCGUUAUCGGGCGUCAACAACUUGCUGUUGCAAGGCAUACAAUUCACCCACUACUGUGCGCAGGCGAUGAUCGACUGCAAAUCCCCCUUCUAGAUUUUGCUCCAAUAACAAACUGAUUGUUUGAUUUGUUUUUCGUGCAUUGCUAGCGCAUAAUAUAAAGCUUUAUAAACUUAUCUUUAAAAAUGAUUAGCAUAGAGAAAUGCGUAUUGCAGUCAUUAUGAGGCCAUCUAACUAUGUAUUUACAUUAAAUAUUUUUCUACUGAGAACAAAUUAAUUUAAGGCCAUAUUUACUAAAAAAAUAUAUAUAUUUCAAUACAGCCGAUUUGUU
Messenger RNA from Anastrepha ludens (Mexican fruit fly), 1075 nucleotides. RefSeq lists its product as uncharacterized. The record is from RefSeq and is a predicted model, not a curated record. The transcript has 4 exons. The coding region runs from base 628 to 840 and encodes 70 amino acids. Lineage: Eukaryota; Metazoa; Arthropoda; Insecta; Diptera; Tephritidae.